Messenger RNA from Mucor velutinosus, 1386 nucleotides. RefSeq lists its product as uncharacterized. Bases 1 to 1386 code for a protein of 461 amino acids. Gene Ontology annotation, molecular function: 5'-3' DNA exonuclease activity; 5'-3' RNA exonuclease activity. NCBI's taxonomy places the organism in Eukaryota, Fungi, Mucoromycota, Mucoromycetes, Mucorales, Mucoraceae. The record is from RefSeq and is a predicted model, not a curated record. The transcript is spliced from 5 exons.
AUGCACAGACGAGAAGCGACAAGUACCAAUAACGACAACGGUUCUUUAGCUACCAACGCAACAACAUCUACGCCGACAAUACCCGCUGAAGACAUGAACAGCAACGUGCCCCUCAAAUACUACGAGCCUGUGAAUAAAUCCACCACCUCUUUGCAUAUACAAGAUGGUAGCUUAUCUAUACAUUCAUCACCACCACACAACAUGCCCAUUAGAGAACGAUUAAAAUGUUUUUUUCGUGUGCAUUCAGACUACUUUUGGGGAUUGCUGUAUCGCAUUGCUUCUCUAAUAGUCAUUCUCGGUGUGUUGAUUGCUGUAGGCAUAGGGCUUCGAUAUACAGACGACUUACCAAAACCAGAGGAUUUCUCAAAACUCAAGUUUGAUUGGAAAAUCAACCCAAGAGAUUAUCUGACGCCCUAUAAUACAACGUUCCAGUACAACAUCUUGAUGAAUGGUCAUGCACAUUCGACAUACAGUGAUGGCAAAAUGAGCGUUCGACAAUUGUUAGAUUGGCAUUUAGCAAAUGGAUAUAAUGCGGUGAUGGUUACCGACCAUAAUACCAUUGAAGGUGGCCUCGCAGCUGAAAAGUUGGCGUUAGCAGAGUAUAAUAAUUCCAUUGUGGUUAUUCCAGGCAUGGAGUACACAUGUUGCAGAAUACACAUGAAUUUCAUUGAUAUCAACGAAACAGUUGCAGCAACAGCACCAGUGCCAUCAGAUGAAGAAUUGCAGCGAGUCAUCAAUAGGGUGCACGAAUUGGGUGGUCUAGUCAUUGUCAAUCAUAUUCCUUGGAGCAACACAACUCAGGGCGGAAGACAACAAGCUCGCUUACCAAAUCAUCCUAGUAUUGAGCAAUUGAUCAGCUGGGGAGUGGACGGAUUUGAAGUGGUGAAUCAAGAAACAUUUGACAUGGCAUCUUAUCAAGCUGCAACGCAAAGAAAUCUGAUCCAGAUGGUAGGGAUGGAUAUUCAUCACCCCUCUGUAGGUGCCCAAGUAUGGUUGACGGUCAAUGCAGCCAACAUGAGUCGUGCAGGCAUUAUGGAAGAGAUCCGGAAUAGACGUACAUCUUUCCUGUUUGAUCCUGCAGGUACUCGCCCUCGAGUUUACGUUGAUUCACCAGCUUCUUAUUUGACAUUGACUCCAUUGACAUAUUUGGGAGACUACUUUGGCAUGUUUUACAACGACGACAAGGGCAUGUACAGCUUUCAAGGCACAUUUUGUCAUCCAGAAUUGCUCACUGUGAAUGGGAGUGUCAUUGGCUGGUUCAUAUUUUGGGUCAUUAUCUUUGUAUUGGCAUUUGAACUUGUCAGAUUAUGUGUAAUUUGGGCUUUUCAAAGAAUUGCAUUAGCUAGCCAUCAUAGACAAAGAGGUAGACACAACUCUGAUGUGUAA